AUGGCGGAUGAUAUGGAUGCUACACUGCAAAAAGUUCUCGAUACCCUUGGAAUGACAGAGCAAGCAGUCAGGCCAAUAACACCUCCGAAUAAUGCAACCCUGAAGCCUCCAAGUAUGGUGAAGCAUGAGGGAUCCGGGGACAGGAACUUGGACCAGCAACAUGCUACCAGUCUGCCUGUACCUGAGCAGGGUCACUGUUUACCACAUUCAGGCAUUUCAGGCAUGUCGUCAAUUCCACAACAUAAUAACUCUUCCAUCGUUGCGCUCGAAAGUGAUCAGUCGGUCUUGACAGAAGACAGUCCAGGCAGUAUACUCAACUCCUGGAUUUUUGACCUAGACUUCGGUACGCACAUUACACCCUCUGCAUCCGACAUGCAACAACAACAACAACAACAACAACCCCUCUUGGGAUCCUCGCCGAAUGAUGAACUUGCUAUGCCACCAACGGGCCAGGUAGAAUUCAUCGAACCUGUUUAUACCGAAAGUGGCUCUACCCUUUUCAAGCAACCGACCAGCACAUCAGACAUUGAAGGCCUGGUUGAUGAAAUCUCCGACCGAGUUGGUACCUUAAAAAUUGGCCCUGGAGGAAAGACACGCUUUUACGGCCCGACAUCCACAUUCUGUUUGACGGAAAUGCCAUUCUUAGAUAAUUAUGAAGCCAAUCAGCCAAAGCCCAUCUAUCAUUCUGAAUCGGAGGAAGAUAUUCCUACGGCUCUAGAAGAUCAUCUUCUCAAUCUUUAUUUCAGCUGGCAGGACCCGUCAUUCCAUAUCGUUGAUCGGGAUAUCUAUGAAGAAGCAAAAGAAAAGUGGGGCAACCUGGAAGAAACUCCUUACUACUCAGAGGCACUGCGGAAUGCAAUGUGUGCGCUUGGUAGCGCUUUUGAAUCUAGAUACCAUCCAACUUUUAUCACUUUCCCGAAAACGCUUGUUGAGUUCUUUGGCGAUCGUGCGAAGUCAAUACUUGAAACGGAAUUAGAUUCCCCUUGUGUCGCAACCAUUCAAGCAAUGGUCAUUCUGAGUAGCCAUGAGAUUGGAAACGGAAAUAAUGCGAGAGGGUGGCUAUACAGCGGAUCGGCAUUGAGGUUGGCAUUCGAUCUUGCUUUGCACCUUGACAUGUCUAGCUAUGUGUCCGCAGGAAUCAUCUCAACGCGUGAUGCAGAACUUCGCAGGACUGUCUUCUGGACUGCAUACAUUGUUGACCAGUUUGUCAUCGCCUUCCCACCUACGUGCACUUUGAGCAGGCCUUUUCGCACCAGCAUGGAGGACGUGACCAUUGGAAAGCCCCGACAAUGUACAGGUCCCAGAGGGCAGUGCCGAUGGACCCCCUACGAGCCAUCCUCUGUCAGCCACGACUCUGGCUUGCUGGACAGCAAAGACGCAAUCAGCCAACAACUAGUUUCCCUCUGUGAGCUGAUGGCUCCAUGCGGAUACGGUACAUCCAGUAUCUCGAAAGAGAUUCUUCAAGAGCUCAAUGCCAAAAUUGUCGCCGAGCUCCGCAAGUGGAAAGCUACCCUUCCGCUUAAUUUACAGAUUAAUCUUGACGACUACACCUCGCCAUACCUUCCGCAUGUGCUGCUUCUCCACAUGCAAUACCACCAGAACAUAAUCUACGCCCACAGACCAUGGAUAUCUAAAAGCCACCUACAACCGCAACCACCAAGAGGACCCGGAUACACACACGCGCGCGAAAUGUGCAUCCAAUCCGCGAUCGCAAUCUCCAAAAUCCUCAACAUGUAUGAUUCACGCUACACGCUACGCCGAAUCAACGUACAAGCAGUCUCCAUCACAUCCUCCGCCGUUCUUUUCCUCCUUUUCGCCGCUGUCUCGAAUUACCCCUCCUACUCUCGAGGCAAUAUCUCACUGUAUCUAACGACAUGUUUCAGAGCCUUGGAUGAAUUCACUCUUUCUUGGAAAAGCGCCCAGAGAGCAAAAGAUCUUCUACUCGGUUUACAGCGUCAAUGGGAUCUACGGACAGGGUCCAAUAAGCCGACACAGCGGGCUGACGGGGUAUUGUAUACUCCGCGGAAACGGUCGAAGACUUCUAGCGGGCUUUAUCGGAUGGUGCCUGUUUCCCAUGAUCUGGCUUUGCAGGUAAAUCUUGAUUUGGAUUGUAUGCUUAGGACAGAGGUGGAAGCUCUUUCUGGAAGCUAUCGUCAGGAUAUCUUUGAUAUGGCGCCUGGUACUGGUGGUUGUUUGGAUGGUCACAGCAGCGGGUAA
Messenger RNA from Penicillium canescens, 2217 nucleotides. RefSeq names its product fungal specific transcription factor domain-containing protein. The record is from RefSeq and is a predicted model, not a curated record. NCBI's taxonomy places the organism in Eukaryota, Fungi, Ascomycota, Eurotiomycetes, Eurotiales, Aspergillaceae. The coding region runs from base 1 to 2217 and encodes 738 amino acids. The transcript has 7 exons. Gene Ontology annotation, molecular function: DNA binding; zinc ion binding. Gene Ontology annotation, biological process: DNA-templated transcription.